AUGGCGUCUCUUGGAUUGGCUCAACGAAUCAGAAUUGGACUUGAUGGGAACUCGGGUGUUGAAAACCCGGUGAUGGGUCGGGCUGGUCGGUUAAAUUUCGGUAGAAAACGAGUUGGGUUCAGAAUUAUGGCAUUAGAGGGCCAAUCAGUGGAGCCCGAUCUAAGUGUAACUGUUAACGGGUUGAAAAUGCCUAACCCAUUUGUUAUUGGGUCGGGUCCACCAGGGACCAACUAUACAGUGAUGAAGAGAGCCUUUGAUGAAGGCUGGGGUGGUGUUAUCGCCAAAACGGUGUCUUUGGAAGCCGAUAAAGUAAAAAAUGUGACCCCUAGAUAUGCUAAACUAAGAGCAGAUGCAAAUGGUUCUGCCAAAGGACAAAUUAUUGGGUGGCAGAAUAUUGAGCUCAUUAGUGAUCGACCUCUGGAAACAAUGCUGAAAGAGUUUAAGCAAUUGAAAGAAGAGUAUCCAGAUAGGAUACUAAUUGCUUCUAUCAUGGAAGAAUAUAACAAAGCUGCUUGGGAGGAACUUAUUUACAGAUGUGAGGAAACUGGAAUUGAUGCCUUUGAAAUCAACUUCUCGUGUCCCCAUGGUAUGCCAGAACGUAGAAUGGGUGCUGCUGUUGGUCAAGAUUGUGAUCUCUUGGAGGAGGUUUGUGGAUGGAUCAAUGCUGUAGCCACAGUUCCAGUUUGGGCAAAGAUGACCCCUAAUAUCACCGACAUUACCAAGCCGGCUAGGGUGGCUCUUAACCAAGGGUGCGAGGGGGUAUCUGCUAUAAAUACAAUCAUGAGUGUAAUGGGAAUCAAUCUCGACACCUUGAGGCCCGAGCCUUGUGUUGAGGGCUACUCUACUCCUGGAGGCUACUCAUCAAAGGCAGUGCAUCCAAUUGCCCUUGCAAAAGUAAUGAACAUUGCACGGAUGAUGAAGUCAGAAUUCGGAGAUAAGGACUAUUCACUCUCUGCUAUUGGGGGAGUUGAGACAGGUGGUGAUGCUGCUGAGUUUAUUCUUCUCGGAGCAGAUACUGUACAGGUUUGUACCGGUGUCAUGAUGCAUGGAUAUGGUCUUGUGAAAACGUUGUGCUCUGAGCUGAAAGAUUUCAUGAGAAAGCACAACUUUUCAUCAAUAGAAGAUUUCAGGGGAACGUCACUUGAGUACUUCACGACACACACAGAUUUGGUGAGAAGGCAGCAAGAAGCAAUACGUCAAAGGAAAGCAGUUAAGAAAGGUUUACAAUCAGACAAAGACUGGACAGGAGAUGGCUUUGUGCAAGAAACUGAAAGCAUGGUUUCCAAUUAG
This is a messenger RNA of Solanum lycopersicum (tomato), 1290 nucleotides long. RefSeq names its product putative dehydrogenase (gene PYD1A). Gene Ontology annotation, molecular function: uracil binding; NADP binding; dihydropyrimidine dehydrogenase (NADP+) activity. The record is from RefSeq and is marked provisional. Gene Ontology annotation, biological process: uracil catabolic process; thymine catabolic process. Gene Ontology annotation, cellular component: cytoplasm. Lineage: Eukaryota; Viridiplantae; Streptophyta; Magnoliopsida; Solanales; Solanaceae.